GAUGAAGCACAGCUUAUAAAGAGAAUAGUGGAGGAAAUCUCUUCACAGCUAGACCGAACACCCUUACAUGUUGCUAAGCAUCCGGUUGGGAUACAUCUCCAUGUGGUAAAGCUGAAAUCAAUGUUAAAUCUCAAGUCCGAUGAUGAUGUUCUCAUGAUAGGAUUAUGGGGACAAGGAGGCAUAGGAAAAACAACUUUAGCCAAAGCCCUUUACAAUGCUAUCUUUAGACAAUUUGAGGGUUCAUGUUUCUUGGCAAAUGUUCAAGAAGCUUCAAGAGAUUCCAAGGAUUUAGUUUCUGUGCAAAAAAAAUUGUUGUCCGAUAUAUUAGUUGGAAAAGGAUUAGCAAUGACCAGUGUUGAUGAAGGCAUCAAUUUAAUGCAACAUAGACUUUGCCGCAAAAAAAUUCUCCUUGUUCUCGACUAUGUCAAUGACUUAGAACAGUUAAAUGCUUUAGCUGGAGAUUGUGAGUGGUUUGGUAAAGGAAGUAGAAUCAUAAUUACUACAAGAGAUAGCCAUUUGCUAACUUCCCAUGGAAUAGAUGAAGAUCACAUCUAUGAAGUUCAAACUCUAGAGAAUUGUGAAGCUCUUGAACUUUUCAAUAAGCAUGCCUUUGUAAGAAACAACAAAAUAGAAAUACGGAGGGAUCUUGUGGAUAGUGCUUUGCGUUAUGCUAAUGGACUUCCUUUAGCACUUGAAGUAUUGGGCUCUUUCUUGCGUGGUAGAAGAGAACAUGAGUGGGAAAGUGCGUUGAGUAAGCUUGCCAAAAGUCCUAAUGAAAAAAUCAAUAAGGUUCUUAAGUUAAGUUAUGAUGGAUUAGAGCAAAAUGAAAAGGAGAUCUUCCUUGAUAUUGCAUGUUUCUUCAAAGGGCGAAAUAAAAAGGACAUCAUGAAAGUUCUUGAUGGUUGCGGCUUUGACACAAGUAUUGGGGUACAAGUUCUAGUUGAGAAGUCCUUGAUAUUUGAAGAUGGAUGGACCCUAUGUAUGCAUGACUUGAUUCGGAUGAUGGGAAUGGAUAUUGUCAAACAAGAAUGUCUCGAUGAUCCUGGAAAACGUAGCAGGUUAUGGCUUUAUGAUGAUGUUCAUUAUGUUUUGUCGAGGGAUAUGGGAGCAAAUGCGGUAAAAGCCAUAGUUUUGGAUUUACACGAGCCAAAAGAGAUAUGCAUAGGUCCUGAUGCUUUCACAAACAUGAAAAGGUUGAGGUUGCUCAUCAUGAUUAAUGUGCAUGCCUCUCUCCAAGGUCCUAUUGGUCUUCCUAAUGAACUAAGAUGGUUUGAAUGGCCUGAAUGUCCUUGGGUUCCACAAUUUUCCUCUGGUCCAAAGAAGUUAGUUGGACUUGAUCUGCAAAGAAGCAACAUCCAAGUAGUGAGGGAGCAAUUUAAGGACUUUGAAAAAUUGAAGUUCAUUAACUUGAUGGAAUGCCAAUCGCUGGUUUCUAUGCCGGAUCUCUCCUGUAUGCCAAAUCUCGAGGAUUUGGAUCUCCAAGGGUGCAAAAACUUGGAGAGUGCCCACGAUUCAGUUGCAUAUCUUCGUAAGUUAAGGUCGUUAGAUUUAGGUAAUUGCUCUAAAUUGCAAAGAUUCCCUGAUAUUCCAGAUAAGAACGAAAGCUUGCAAGAAGUUUAUCUAGAAGGGAUUUCAAUUAUGGAACUUCCUACAUCCAUAGAAAAUCUUGUCUCUCUCGAGAGGAUGUAUUUAUUUGAUUGCAAGAAACUGGCAAUCCUUCCGUCUAGCAUUUACAGGUUGCAAAAGCUUGAAAUCCUGCAACUUGAAGGCUGCUCAAAACUAAUCAAGUUUCCAAAGGAGGAGGAGGAUUUGGGUGAACCCCAUACAAAGACGGGAUUUCCUAUGUUAUCAUGGUUGAACCUUGGAUCGUGCAAUCUAUCAGAAGUAGAGUUCCUGGAAAAUCUUUCCUGUUUUCCCAGCUUACAAAAAUUAGAUUUAUGGGAAAACAAUUUUACUAACCUUCCUACAUGCGAGAAACUAUAUAACUUGGAAAGUUUGGAUGUUUCGUAUUGCCAACAACUACAAGAGAUCCCCAAGAUUCCUGGGAAAUUGAGAAGACUACAUGCAACUAGCUGCGAAUCUCUGAGUAGAAUUCCCUCCAACAUAUGCGACGUUGAGAUCGUUGAGUUAUAUUCACAUCAGGAACCAGUUCGUAAUGGGUUCUCCGUGAAUGAUUUGUUCAAGCUUGAGAAAUUUCAUCGCCAAAAAAAUUGCCGAGUAAUUCUACCUGGAGGAGAGAUGCCAAAGUGGUUGCUCCCCAAUAAAGAGGGUUAUAUAUCUUUCGUGGCUUCAAAGGACUUGUAUAAAAAGAUCUUAGGAGUAGCUUUCUGUGUUGUAUUUCGAGUAGAAGGAAGUUCGCUUUUCCCAUUUGAGCUUAUAGGAUCCGUUAAUUGCAAAUGCACGAAACACAACAGGCAUGUCAGGCAAUUUGAUUUGGAUCAUGUGUGGCUUGAGUAUAUGGAAUCAAAGGAGGUGUGGACAGUAGACGAUUUUGGUCCAAAUGACUUGAGCCAUUUCCACGUUAGCAUUAGAGUAUCUGAAUCUGAUUAUGGUCCACGUAACAGAGUAUUUGUGAAAAAGUGUGGAUUCCGACUAAUAUGCAAGCCACUAAAGAACGAUUUGGAGGUUUUGCUUCAAGACGAUCAGUUGCUAGAUCCAGCUUUACUCUACGAGGUUUCGCAUGAAGAUAAUCCAACGAGCACAGAGGAAGAAAGUUCAAGUGAAACAGAAGAUUUACAAGAUAGUAAAACGUGCACAGAGGAAGAAGGAUUGAACAUGGUUGACUUUUCAAUUGAGAAGCAUCGCUAUUCCAGCAUUGAUUCUGAUUGCCGAAAUGUUCGCCCUGGAGGAGAGAUGCCAAAGGAGUUCGUCAUUGUCGAAGACGGUACAAUAUCUUUCAUGGCUUCACAAGACUUGUAUAACAAGUUCCAAGGAUUGUAUCUCUGUGUUGUCUUCGGUGUAGAAGAUGGAAAAAAGGAAGUAUCUUUCGACAUCGUACCACGUGUUAAUGGCCAAAGGCGGAAUGGGUUAUCAGGAACUCUCGGUUCAUUUGAUACGGAUCACGUGUGGUUCCAACUUCUCAGGCCAAAUGCGCUGUGGGGAAUGUUGGAGGGAUCAGUUGACUUUGGUCAAUUUGACGAGAGUUAUUUACGAUUUAGCCUUGAUAUUAGAGUAGCGGGUGGAACCGUGAAAAAGUUGGGAUACGUGAUACAAUCCCUGCCACUAGGGGAUGCUUUGAAGGUCGAGCUUGAAAAGAAUCGAUUAAUGGAUGCAGCUUCACUCUGUGAGGAUGAUGAGAGUCCAUGGUACCGUAUCAGACAGAAAGGAUAUCCUUCCAAGAAUGUUUCGCAAGCGUAGAGGGUGAGACUCAAAUAUAUGGGAAGAGAUAGCGGGCGACUCGGCACACAAGACGCUUCAAUACAUUAGAAGAGGGCAUCAUGUCUGGCUCAUGUGUCUUCAGCAUGGGGCGCUGCGGGA
Molecule: messenger RNA, 3477 nt
Organism: Syzygium oleosum
Lineage: Eukaryota; Viridiplantae; Streptophyta; Magnoliopsida; Myrtales; Myrtaceae
Product: TMV resistance protein N-like
Exons: 5
Coding region: 121-3357 (1078 amino acids)
Biological process (GO): defense response
Molecular function (GO): ADP binding; protein binding; ATP hydrolysis activity
Source: RefSeq, a predicted model, not a curated record